Molecule: messenger RNA, 1757 nt
Organism: Sander lucioperca (pikeperch)
Lineage: Eukaryota; Metazoa; Chordata; Actinopteri; Perciformes; Percidae
Gene: adprh
Product: ADP-ribosylarginine hydrolase
Exons: 9
Coding region: 167-1270 (367 amino acids)
Biological process (GO): protein de-ADP-ribosylation
Molecular function (GO): magnesium ion binding; ADP-ribosylarginine-[protein] hydrolase activity
Source: RefSeq, a predicted model, not a curated record
GAGGCGAAGUUCAUCUCGAACGAGCCUAUUACUUUCCACCAUAGCUUGCAACAAACAAGUAGAGAGUAAGCAGUGGGCGUGUGCAGUGCUUCAGCUUGCAGCCCCGGUGUCAGGAACUGUGUGUGACCGCCUGGCGAAGCUUGAUUUCGGGAAACGACUCGUUGCAAUGGACCGAUCCGUUACAGUGGAGCACUAUAAGGCAGCCAUGCUGCUGAGUGGUGUCGGUGAUGCUCUGGGAUACAGGAACCAGCUUUGGGAGUUCAAUAAGUCGGGACCAGCUAUUCAUCAGGAGCUGAAAGAGCUUGGCGGUCUGAAGAACAUAAAGGUUGAGCUCCCUGACUGGCCGGUAAGCGAUGACACAGUUCUGCAUCUGGCAACAGCUGAAGGACUGGCAACUGGGAAGGAGGGGGAGAAACUCCUGCAUGAGGUGGCUGCUCGAUAUGUGAAGGGGAUGAAAGACAUGGACGGGAGGGCACCAGGGAAUUCAACCAUUCUGGGAGUCUCCCUGUUGAAGCCAGGAAAGAAAGGGGGCUACAGAGUGCCCUAUAAUCCACGGGGGACGGGCUGUGGAGCAGCCAUGAGGUCUAUGUGCAUUGGCCUCAGGUAUCCAAAGCCUGACCAGCUGUUGUCAUUGGUGGCGGUUGCCGUGGAGACAGGCAGGAUGACCCAUCCUCAUCCCACUGGUUUCCUGGGAGCCGUAGCAUCAGCCCUUUUUACGGCCUAUGCUGUCCAGCACAGGCCAAUCACGACUUGGGGUCUGGGCCUGAUCAACGAGGCCUGUCCAAUAGCAAAGAGCUUUGUUCAGGGUCAAGGCUUUGCCGUGGAGGAGACAGAGAGAGACUGGUACUACUUCUGUGACAUGUGGCAGAGGUACCUGGAUUUGAGGGGCCUCUCUAGUGGGGUGGGGCCUGUGAUUUGGCCCUCUUCCUAUGGCCCAGCUGAGAGAGACGAAGCCUACAAAAGCUUCAGCCUGUGGGGCUGGGGGGGAGACAGCGGCCAUGAUGCUCCGAUGAUUGCGCUGGACGCCUUGCUGGGGGCGGGUUCAGACUGGGAGGAGCUGAUGAGCAGAGCAUGCUUCCAUGGAGGCGACAGUGACAGCACAGCAGUAAUUGCCUGCUGCUGCUGGGGUCUCCUUUACGGCACCCAGGGGGUCCCUGAAGGCAACUACUCCAACCUUGAGUACCAGGACCGACUGGAGCGCAGCGCCGAGCAACUCUACGCCCUGUCACACGCCCCGCCACAGCCUGCUGCUCAGUAUGUCCCGCACUGAGGGGAAACUAGGCCAAACAUUGAUGUAGAGCUAACUGGCACACUCGGUAGUACAUCAAUCUAGAGGGCUGUCACUGAGCCACAAAGUGUGGUGUCAUACUUGCCUGAAGGGGAAGCAGAGUGCCCCACUAACCCAAACAGUCAUUUCUGCCACAAGGACCAUGUGCCUCACGAGACUGGUGUAUAAAGAGGGUUCCCCCUAUUGACCAUUUUAAAUUAACAUGCAAAAUUGCACUGAGUGGAACAAAUCCAAGCUAAUGUGUAGAGAAUACAAAAAGUCCCCUAGGAGGUAAUUACUUUGUUUUGUCAGCCUGACAUAAUCGCAAAUGCUUAUCAAGCUUCAAAUUAAAUGUGCUCUUGUUAUUGUCUAAUAAAUAAUCAAUUCUGUCUCAUUAUAGCUGAUACUGUCACUUCAUGCAGUGCAGAGCAAAACUGUAACUAAUAGUCAUACAGCACAAUUAAUGAUGCAAUAAAUUAAACAAAGCUUA